GGUAAAGAGGCAGGCAGUGUUCGAGAAAAGUUGCGCGAAAGUGUUAUCUCAAAACGUACGCAGUAGCAGGAUGGGUUGAACAUUGGGCCGGAGUUGUCAAGGACAGAACCGCGAACUGGCUUCGCAAGUACUGUUCUAUUGAACGCAAUUAAGUUCCAUGUCUUGACCGUCAGCCCACUGAAUGAAGCCGGUAAAGAAGCCGAAAGGCAGAACGGGAAUCUGAGAUGGUGCGGAGAACCCGCCAGAGGACUGAAGCUUGCACUAGACCAGCGCUAGCGAAACAAGAGCUCUAGUGGGUACUUUGUCCCCGAUUAGACUCUGGAGUUCUCCAACUUGUUUCAAUCUUCGGUAUGAAGACGAGCUGGGACGAGGAGGAAUCCAUCUCUUUCGCAGCAAACAUCUUAUGCGGCCGUGCAGCACGUCCGCUUGAUGCCAACAGCUGGCUGUCCGUAAUUACCGUCGUUGUCGGAGAACACUUGUAUGUUUUCCGUCUUCGUCUAGAUCAACUCGCAGCCUUACAAUCUGAACUGGUGGGCUUGCAGGAGGGGGAGAUAGAUGGCUGUUGGAUUACAACCCAGAAGAGACAAUAUGAGUUAUCGGGUUUGGUCUCUACUCAGCUGAUCCAAUCUAAUCGUCGGCUUCAGACCGGGGUGAGAAUAGCUGUCGAUAUUUUGGGUAUCAUUGAUGCGAUGGAGCGGACGGAGAGCCGUCCACGGAUGAGAAGAUUGCGAGGACGAAGUUGCCAACGCCCAAUCCCGGCCCAUGGUACUGGUUCGUGCAUGAGGGGUCGUUAUCCCAGACGUGCGCGGCGCCGCUGCGAGCUUUCGACAAGGGACGGGUUACUUUACGAUGAUACAGGGACAAACGAUGAAGAGCACAAAGCAGUGUCAUGAGAAGUUUCAACAUUCUGUUGAUGUAUCUCCGUUUCGUACAACCAACGUGGAAAAGUUGGCCCCUGGCCAUGGAGAUGUUUC
This is a messenger RNA of Pseudomassariella vexata, 974 nucleotides long. RefSeq lists its product as uncharacterized. The coding region runs from base 351 to 893 and encodes 180 amino acids. The transcript has a single exon. The record is from RefSeq and is a predicted model, not a curated record. Lineage: Eukaryota; Fungi; Ascomycota; Sordariomycetes; Amphisphaeriales; Pseudomassariaceae.